Molecule: messenger RNA, 1101 nt
Organism: Anoplophora glabripennis (Asian longhorned beetle)
Lineage: Eukaryota; Metazoa; Arthropoda; Insecta; Coleoptera; Cerambycidae
Gene: yellow-g2
Exons: 1
Coding region: 1-1101 (366 amino acids)
Cellular component (GO): extracellular region
Source: RefSeq, a predicted model, not a curated record
AUGAUUUUCAAGGGGAUUCUGGUGGCGAUCCUAGCGAGCUUGUGCGUAGACGCACAAAACUCCUGCGAUCUCAUCGAAUGGACUGGAGGUCAGUUUGAGUGGCCCAACAGUGCUACUAAAUCCAUCUACAAAUCAUCAGGACGUUACAUACCCAAGAACAUUAUUGCCACAAGAGGCCAAAUCUUCAAAGACGAUGUCUUCCUGGCUCUUCCCAGAUACAAACCCGGCGUGCCAGUAACUUUAGCUAAAGUUAGUUUCAAACAAAAAGGAUGUGAAGCAGUGCUACUGCCCUUUCCUAGUUGGGCAUCUCAGGAGGAGGGAGAUUCGACCACCCUCCAAAACGUAGUAGACUUAUAUUUGGACGAAAACAGUAUCCUAUGGGUUCUGGACACUGGAGUUGUCAACACUUUGACUCAACCCAUUCGUAGAGCUCCGCCUAAGGUUAUAGCCAUCAACGUCUUGACUGGAAAGAAAGUCAAAACUGUAGACCUCUCAGGGCUAGUUUGCCAAGCGUCUAGAUUGCAGUACCUCGUAGUAGAGUAUGCUCCUGAUGGUAGGCCCUUCGUUUAUGUGAGUGACGCAGCCACUAGGUCGAUUUUGGUAUUUGAUGUGGCAGGAAACAUUGGAUAUAGAGUAGUUUUGCCAAGAGCCCUGGUCUGUUCCAAAAGAGAUGUCUUAUACAUCGCUUUGACCCAUAAACCAGGAUAUGAAAACUACUUGGUGAUCACCUACUUGUCUGGAAGCAGAAUAUACAGAAUACGUACAAACUACUUAAGGUCGGGUUGUGCGGAUGGGAAAAUUCAAGAUCUUGGAGCUAAAAAAGGGAAAGUGGUUAUUCUAGGAACCGACCUUGGAUCGGGGCUGUUCUUUAGAUUUGAAGGAAAACCAGAGGUGUACAGGUGGGAAGUGGGAAGAUCCUUCAAGGACUACGAACUCGUCUAUAAAUCUCCAGAUUGUUACCUCCCCACUCACGUUAUUCCUGAUGUUAGUAGACAAAGAGUUCGAGUGUUAGAAAGUAAUUUCCCUGAUUUUAUUCAAAACACUGUUGGUUGCGGUGCCUCGCAAAGGGUAUCUCUGAUGAUAAGUUGCGUAAACCAGUAA